Messenger RNA from Perca fluviatilis (European perch), 1692 nucleotides. RefSeq names its product opsin 8, group member b (gene opn8b). Bases 1 to 1026 code for a protein of 341 amino acids. Gene Ontology annotation, biological process: G protein-coupled receptor signaling pathway; visual perception. The transcript has 4 exons. Gene Ontology annotation, cellular component: membrane. Lineage: Eukaryota; Metazoa; Chordata; Actinopteri; Perciformes; Percidae. The record is from RefSeq and is a predicted model, not a curated record. Gene Ontology annotation, molecular function: G protein-coupled receptor activity.
AUGGAUAUCUACUCCUCCAAGUUAUCUCCCGCGCUGGACAUCUGCACAGGCUGUUACAUGCUGGUUGUAGCUGUUCUCUCCAUCGUGGGAAACGUGCUGGUCCUCGUCGUGGCAGCCAAAAGGUCAUCGAGGAUGAAACCGCCGGAGCUGCUAAACGUGAAUCUGGCAGUGACAGACCUGGGAGCAGCUGUUACCAUGUACCCCCUGGCUGCGGCCUCUGCCUGGAGCCACCACUGGCUCGGGGGAGAUGCUACCUGUUUAUAUUACGGCCUGGCAGGGUUCUUCUUCGGCGUCGCCAGCAUCAUGAACCUGACUAUAUUGGCCAUAGUGCGCUUCGUUGUGUCCAUCAAUAUGACGUCACCCAAUGAGAAAAUCAGCUUGAAGACCGUGAAGAUGCUGUGCAUGUGGACCUGGCUGUACGCUCUGAUCUGGGCUCUGUUCCCCAUUCUGGGCUGGGGAUGGUACGGCCCGGAGCCCUUUGGCCUGUCCUGCUCUCUUGCCUGGGGACAAAUGAAACAUGAGGGCUUCUCUAUGGUCGUCUCCAUGUUCUCCUUCAACCUAAUCAUGCCUUGUGUCAUCAUUAUCUGCUGUUACUUUGGCAUCGCCAUCAAGCUCUAUUGGGCCUACAAAAAGUCAAUGAACAGCAACCGAGUCCCCAAAAUUGUCAAGCUCCAACGAAGGUUGUUAAUGAUCGCUGUGCUUGUCAGCUUAGGCUUCAUAGUUUGCUGGGCGCCCUAUGGAAUAGUCAGCAUAUGGUCUCUUUUCAGUGACAGUCGCACCAUCCCACCUCAAGUCAGCCUCCUGCCGUGCAUGUUUGCAAAGAGCUCCACUGCAUACAAUCCUCUCAUCUACUACAUCUUCAGCCCGGGCUUCAAAAGGGAGGUCAAGCAGCUGCGCUGGUUUUGCCUCAGCUCUAACCCAUGCCACGUCUCCAACAACAUCAAUGACAACAAAAUGUAUAUGGUCAGUGCUGACGUCACGUCCAGAGUACAAGCACUGUCUAUUUUGCAGGAGAUCGAGGAGUGAAAGACAGUGAUUUUGGGUUGAAAGGGUUUUUUUGGGAUAUAAGAAGACAGACUUUUGUGCUAUUAAAAGAGGGGAAAAAAAUGUGUAAUCUCAUAAUGUGUUAUCGCACAAAUGUUUUCAGGAUAGAAAACACCUGGUAGGGUAAUGCUGGCCUCUUAUGUGUGUGGCUACGAUUAAUGAGAGAGCGUGUUUGCACAAUAUGUUAAAUGCUGUGAAAGGUCAGCCAACUGAGCUAUUGAUUAGAGUUAAUUAUAGGUUUACACGUGGCUAAACCCUAAGCCCUUGUAGCCCAGAAAUUAAGUCCUACUCCCUGUUGAGUAACAGCCAGAUGUGAUAGAAGCGAAAUCAACAAGUGGCAGCCACAUAGGAUUAAAGAAAAUCAUGUACAGUAUUUUAACACAUUACAAACCAAAAGUUGUACAGCAGAAUUUGACAAAAAUCUUAUUUUGAGAUGUUUAAUGUUUCAGGUUUAAUCUGUGAUAAACACUUAAGUUUAAAAAAAAAAAAACAAUAACGAAUAACUACAUAACUUUUUGAUAAUUUUGUAACACCAAAUCAGUUAUUUUUCCGGGGAGUGGGGAAUACUUUCAGUUCAGGAAUAACAUUUAUUGUACAUGUGCUAAAUGUUCUUAUUAAAGCUGUGGUAUAUGGCAAGCGAAAAUUCCA